This is a messenger RNA of Tinamus guttatus (white-throated tinamou), 241 nucleotides long. Lineage: Eukaryota; Metazoa; Chordata; Aves; Tinamiformes; Tinamidae. The record is from RefSeq and is a predicted model, not a curated record.
AUGGCUGAGCUGGAGCACAACCUGAGCCUGGCGGACGCGCUCACGGAGCCGCCCCCCGAGAUCGAGGAGGAGGUGAAGAGGGACUUCAUCGCCACGCUGGAGGCCGAGAAGUUCGACGACGUGGUUGGAGAAACCGUCGACAAAACGGACUACGUCCCGCUGCUGGACGACGACGAGGACGGCAAGGCCGGGAGCCAGGAGCCCAGGAGCAAGGCCCACGCGGACGCCGUUCACGGGGAAC